Molecule: messenger RNA, 321 nt
Organism: Trichoderma citrinoviride
Lineage: Eukaryota; Fungi; Ascomycota; Sordariomycetes; Hypocreales; Hypocreaceae
Product: DUF427-domain-containing protein
Exons: 3
Coding region: 1-321 (106 amino acids)
Source: RefSeq, a predicted model, not a curated record
AUGGGCAAAUCCGUCACCCCGCGCACCGGCCACGCCACGGCGCGCAUCAACGGCACCGUCAUCGCCGAGGCGACGUCCUGGCGCGAGACGGAGGGCAACGUGUAUUUCCCGCCGGAGAGCGUGCACAAGGAGUACCUGCGGGGGGCGACGCUGAAUACGUGGUGUCCGUGGAAGGGGGAUGCGAGUUAUUAUACGCUUGAAGUUGAUGGCCAGAAAUUUGAGAAUGCGGCGUGGUAUUAUAAGGAGCCGCUUGAGGGGGCGCUUGAUUUGAGGGACCAUGUUGCUUUUUACAAGACCAAAGUCGAGGUCACUGUGGCUUAA